Molecule: messenger RNA, 1701 nt
Organism: Chara braunii
Lineage: Eukaryota; Viridiplantae; Streptophyta; Charophyceae; Charales; Characeae
Source: the annotation of a GenBank genome assembly
GGUGAAUACGGAGGAGCAAGUGGAGAACGACGACCUCCACCUGUGUGUUUUGGAUGCAAGGUCGUCGGCCACUAUCGGAGCGAUUGUUGGCGGUUUUAGACUAACGACGAAGACGACGCAUGGAAGCGGAUGGCUACCGCUGCCGUCCUGAAUUUGAAAGACGAAGACGAUCUGUAUCACCGCAACAACACCGACAAGCGAUCACCAAGCGGUCACCAUCCGAAGAACCAAGAACAAGUAGCCGACUUGACGACCUUGGCAAGACGGUGGCAGCUAUGAAGGAUUUUGUUGAUUUGGAACUAGCACGACGGGAAGCUAAGGAAGCGAGGAAACGGGAGAAGGAAGCCGCAAAGAUGCGUGAGGAGGAAAAACGAGUAGCAGCUGAAGAAGCUCGCUUGGCUGCAGAAGCUAAGAACCAGAAGAAGUUGGAGAAGCAGAGAUGUCGGGAGGCCGAUCGCGAAGCUAUUACGAAGGUGGUGGGUGUACAAGUCGCGCUGCGCUUGAGGAACGUACCGAAAGUUUUGAAGAAUGAAGUACAACGUGCGGUAUGGGAGAUUAUUCCCGAUCUAAAAGGCAAGGCAAAAAUUAUAGAGGAGAAUCCCUCUACUUCGACCUCCGCGGAAAUACUAAACGCUGUGGAAGUAAUCACCGGCGAUACCGAGAACUUGCACAUCUCCGAGAAGCGCAAGAGGGGCGAAGACAUGCCGGUGGGAGACAGCCCUCCCAUCACAACCCCGGCUAAGUGCACAAGUUUUCCUUACCCACGAGUAAAAGGUAACAUGCGAUGUCGAAUACAUGAGGUCGAAGGUAUUCCGGAAUUAAUGUGGAAUGUUGGGAACAUAUCGAAGGCUCCACGAUCCGAUCGAAUGACCAUGCUCCAGGAGGAGAUUUGUGAAGGUUUCGAAUCUUGCGUGAACAUCAAGACUCAGAGAGUUGCCUGCGAUACAGUGGAAUUGGAGAAGUGUAUGCAGAAGGUUGUGGAAACUGAGGCGAGCUAUCUUCGUAAAGACAAAGUACUUGAGAUCAGGAAGCGACUCGGGGGUUUAGUACUCACUCCCCUGGAUCGUAACCCUGGGGAGACCUUAGUGAUUUGUCCAGUUCUGUUCUAUGAGGGGAUUAGGGAUUUGUCCAUUUGGAAUGAUGGAUAUGUGCCUUGUAACAGGAAUGAGAUGAAGAUUUUGAAGGAAAUGAAGCUGCAGAUUAAGAUGCGCGGUCUGCAAACGUUCGUCAAAUGGGACAACAAGGGAAGCAUCGGCUACGCAUAUGCGAUGCCGAAACACAAGGACCUAGAGCGGUAUCGGCCGAUAUGCCCUACAUACUCCGAACCAAUGGGGAUGCUCUUAACCUUAUUGGGAGUUGCGAACUAGGUACCUGCAUCUGAGACUUAGCCUUUUGCGAAUUGUGUCGGUACUCGAACCGAUGACCUGUGUCGUAGGAUGCGGACUUGGAAGGUGAUAUUUUCCUUUGUCAAUAGUAAGUCUCAAACAACGUACCGGUUCGAUAGGAUUUCGGAGUGCUUUGUUGUUUGGUAACCCGUAGCAGGGGAAUUUGAAGAGGGUACCUCUGUUUGCGUAGUACUUAGUGGGAGAUUUAUUUUCAUAUUGGUGUGUGGAAGGGCCGGUGGUACUAACUGGUCUGGAAAGGGCCAGUGGUACCAAGGGGACCUCCCGGUCCUCUCUGAGAUAAAAGCAAUGAUUGAAC